Messenger RNA from Cercocebus atys (sooty mangabey), 5230 nucleotides. It is a transcript of the gene CCDC88B, whose product is annotated as coiled-coil domain containing 88B. Bases 27 to 4790 code for a protein of 1587 amino acids. Gene Ontology annotation, cellular component: cytoplasm; centrosome. Gene Ontology annotation, biological process: cytoskeleton-dependent intracellular transport; cytoplasmic microtubule organization. Gene Ontology annotation, molecular function: dynein light intermediate chain binding; microtubule binding. The record is from RefSeq and is a predicted model, not a curated record. NCBI's taxonomy places the organism in Eukaryota, Metazoa, Chordata, Mammalia, Primates, Cercopithecidae. The transcript is spliced from 24 exons.
GGGAGGGUUGGGUUCAAAUGUAGGGGAUGGAGAUAUGGUGGGGGGAGGCUGUAGUGAGGGAAGAGGGCCCAGAGGCACUUAGAGGACUGGUGAGAAGGGGUGCUUGGGCUCACUGGGGCACGUCGGAGGGGCUCAGGGUUCACUCUUCUGGUCAGCCGACCCCUCUGGGCUCCUCACAGGCGCUAGGACUGGCCGGGCUGGUCGGGGAGGUGGAGGAGUCGGAGGGGGAAGAAGAGGAAGAGGAGGAAGAGCGGCCCCUUUGGCUGGAGAAGAGGUUCCUGCGCCUCAGCGAUGGGGCUCUGCUUCUCCGGGUGCUGGGCAUCAUUGCCCCCACCUCCCGAGGGGGGCCUCGGAUGCUCAGAGGCCUUGACGGACCUGCUGCCUGGCGAGUGUGGAACCUGAACCACCUGUGGAGCCGACUGAGGGACUUCUACCAGGAGGAGCUGCAGCUGCUGAUCCUGUCGCCACCCCCAGACCUCCAGACAUUGGGGUUUGACCCCCUCUCAGAAGAAGCGGUGGAGCAGCUGGAAGGCGUUCUUCGGCUACUGUUGGGAGCGUCAGUACAGUGUGAGCACCGGGAACUCUUCAUCCGCCACAUCCAGGGCCUCAGUCUCGAGGUCCAGAGCGAGCUGGCCGCUGCCAUCCAGGAGGUGACCCAGCCAGGGACCGGCGUGGUGCUGGCACUCUCUGGGCCAGAGCCUGGGGAGCUGACACUUGCCGAGCUGGAGAUGCUGUCCCGGAGCCUGAUGGGGACACUGUCGAGGCUGGCGCGGGAGCGUGACCUGGGGGCCCAGCGGCUGGCUGAACUGCUGCUGGAGCGAGAACCCCUCUGCUUGAGGCCUGAGGCUCCCUCUAGGGCUCCCGCCGAGGGCCCCUCGCACCAUCUGGCCCUGCAGCUGGCCAACGCCAAGGCUCAGCUGCGGCGUCUGCGGCAGGAGCUGGAAGAGAAGGCCGAGUUGCUGCUAGACUCCCAGGCCGAGGUGCAGGGUUUGGAGGUCGAAAUAAGAAGGCUCCGCCAGGAGGCCCAGGCGCUGUCGGGACAGGCCAAGCGGGCCGAGCUGUACCGCGAGGAGGUAGAGGCGCUGCGGGAGCGGGCCGGCCGCCUGCCCCGCCUGCAGGAGGAGCUGCGGCGCUGCAGCGAGCGGCUGCAGGCGGCUGAGGCCUGCAAGAGUCAGCUGGAGGAGGAGCGGGUGCUCUCAGGGGUGCUGGAGGCCUCCAAGGCGCUGCUGGAAGAGCAGCUGGAGGCUGCCCGAGAGCGCUGCGCCCGGCUGCACGAGACCCAGCGCGAGAACCUGCUGCUGCGGACCCGGCUGGGCGAGGCCCAUGCGGAACUGGACUCUCUGCGGCAUCAGGUCGACCAGCUGGCUGAGGAGAAUGUGGAGCUGGAGCUGGAGCUUCAGCGGAGCUUGGAGCCGCCCCCAGGAUCCCCUGGGGAGGCACCCCUGCCAGGAGCAGCCCCCUCGCUGCAAGAUGAGGUGAGGGAGGCAGAGGCUGGGCGGCUUCGGACCCUCGAGAGAGAGAACCAGGAGCUUCGGGGGCUGCUUCAGGUGCUUCAGGGGCAGCCAGGGGGCCAGGUGAGUCCCCUCCCCAUGGUCCUGGCUGGCCCUUCCCCUAGUCCCUCCUUGCGCCUGACUGUCCCUCUCCUAUGCCCUCAGCACCCCCUGCUGGAGGCACCGAGAGAGGACCCUGUGCUUCCAGUGCUGGAGGAGGCUCCCCAGACUCCUGUGGCCUCCGACCACAGUCCCCAGGGCUUGGCUCAGAAGGCAAGGGAUGGAGGCCCCCAGGCCUUGAACUUGGCUUCCCCAGCAUCAGACUCAGUGCUCAAGGGGUCAGCUGAGUGUCCCCAGGCACCUGAUUCGGACCCACAGGAGGCAGAGAGUCCCCUUCAGGCAGCUACUGUGGACCCCCAGGCCUCAGACUGGUCCCCCCAAGAGUCAGACUCUCCUGUGGAGACACAGGAGUCCCCGGAGAAGGCUGGCUGUAGAUCCUCUCUCCAGAGCCCUGCCUCUGUGGCCCCACCUCAGGGUGCAGGGAACAAAAUUCAGGCCCCGCAGUUGCUGGGAGGAGAGACCGAGGGAAGAGAGGCUCCCCAAGGUGAGUUGGUGCCUGAGGCCCGGGGGUUGAGACAGGAGGACCCUGAGCACAAGCCAAGGCCUUCGGAGCCCAGCUCUGUGCAGCUGGAGGAGCAGGAGGGCCCCAACCAGGGCCUGGACCUGGCCACGGGACAAACAGAGGCCAGAGAGCAUGACCAGAGGCUGGAGGGGAUGGUCGGGAACCCAGCCUGGCAAAAACCACAGCAGAAGUCAGAAGGGGCUCUUGAGGUCCAGGCCUGGGAGGGCCCAGUCACGGGGGAGAGCCUGGCCAGUGGUGUCGCAGAGCAGGAGGCGCUCAGGAAGGAGGUGGCACAGCUGAGGAGAAAGGCUGAGGCCCUUGGAGCUGAGCUGGAAGCCCAGGCCCGCAAGCUGGAGGCCCAAGACAUGGAGGCUGCCCGCCUCUCCAAGGAACUGGCCCAAGCGCGAAGGGCAGAGGCCGAGGCCCACCGGGAGGCAGAGGCCCAGGCCUGGGAGCAAGCCCGGCUGCGGGAGGCAGUGGAGGCUGCCGGCCAGGAGCUGGAGGCUGCGUCCCAGGAACGGGAGGCGCUGGUGGAGGCACUGGCAUCAGCGGGCCGGGAGCGGAGGCAGUGGGAACGUGAGGGGUCCAGGCUGCGGGCCCAGUCAGAGGCCGCCGAGGAACGGAUGCAGGCGCUGGAGAGUGAGGGCCGCCAGCACCUGGAGGAGGCUGAGAGGGAGCGCCGGGAGAAGGAGGCCCUCCAGGCGGAGCUGGAGAAAGCUGUGGUGCGGGGCAAGGAGCUGGGGGCCCGGCUGGAGCAUCUGCAGCGUGAACUGGAGCAGGCAGCUCUGGAGCGCCAGGAAUUUCUGCGAGAACAGGAAAGCCAGCACCAGAGGUACCAGGGCUUGGAGCAGCGGCUGGAAGCUGAGCUGCAGGCGGCGGCGACCAGCAAGGAGGAGGCGCUGAUGGAGCUCAAGACCAGGGCCCUGCAGCUGGAAGAGGAGCUGUUCCAGCUGCGCCAGGGCCCCGCGGGGCUGGGGCUCAAAGAGCAUGCGGAGCCUCGGCUGGUGGAGACCCAGAAUGUGCGACUUAUUGAGGUGGAACGCAGUAAUGCAACACUGGUGGCAGAGAAGGCAGCUUUGCAGGGGCAGCUGCAGCACCUGGAGGGGCAGCUGGGGAGCCUGCAGGGCCGUGCCCAGGAGCUGCUGCUGCAGAGCCAGCGGGCGCAGGAGCACAGCAGCCGCCUGCAGGCCGAGAAGUCUGUGCUGGAGAUUAAGGGCCAGGAGCUGCAUCGGAAGCUGGAGGUGCUGGAGGAGGAGGUGCGGUCGGCGCGGCGGUCCCAGGAGGAGACCCGCGGGCAGCAGCAGGCCCUGCUUCGGGACCACGAGGCCCUGGCACAGCUGCAGCGGCGGCAGGAGGCCGAGCUAGAGGGACUGCUGGUGCGGCACCGAGACCUCAAGGCCAACAUGCGGGCACUGGAGUUGGCUCACCGGGAGCUGCAGGGCAGGCAUGAGCAGCUGCAGGCCCAGCGGGCCAGCGUGGAGGCACAGGAGGUGGCCCUACUGGCAGAGCGUGAACGCCUGAUGCAGGAUGGGCAUCGGCAGCGGGGCCUGGAGGAGGAGCUGCGGAGGCUUCAGAGCGAGCACGACAGGGCUCAGCUGCUGCUGGCAGAGGUGUCUCGGGAGCGGGGUGAACUUCAGGGUGAACGUGGGGAGCUACGGGGCCGGCUGGCGCGGCUGGAGCUGGAGCGGGCACAGCUGGAGAUGCAGAGCCAGCAGCUGCGCGAGUCCAACCAGCAGCUGGACCUGAGCGCCUGCCGGCUGACCACACAGUGUGAGCUAUUGACACAGCUGCGGAGUGCCCAGGAAGAGGAGAACCGGCAGCUGCUGACUGAAGUGCAGGCCCUGAGCCGGGAGAACAGGGAGCUCCUGGAGCGCAGCCUGGAGAGCCGGGACCACCUGCACCGCGAGCAGCGGGAGUACCUGGAACAGCUUAAUGCCCUGCGCCGAGAGAAGCAGAAGCUCGUGGAGAAGAUCAUGGACCAAUACCGCGUGCUGGAGCCUGGGCCCCUGCCCCGGACCAAGAAGGGCAGCUGGCUGGCAGACAAGGUGAAGAGGCUGAUGCGGCCCCGGCGGGAGGGGGGCCCCCCUGGGGGGCUGCGCCUGGGGGCCGAUGGGGCUGGCAGCACCGAGAGCCUGGGGGGCCCCCCGGAGACGGAGCUUCCUGAGGGCAGGGAGGCAGAUGGGACAGGGUUCCCUUCCCCGGCACCCAUGCGCCGGGCCCAGAGCUCCCUCUGCCUGCGGGAUGAGACCUUGGCAGGCGGGCAGCGGCGGAAACUCAGCUCAAGGUUCCCGGUGGGCCGAAGCUCUGAGUCAUUCAGCCCUGGGGACACCCCUAGGCAACGAUUCCGACAGCGCCGUCCAGGGCCCCUGGGGGCACCCAUCUCCCACAGCAAAGGUGAGGGACAAGGGUCACUGUCCCAGCCGGCCCCCCAACUCUUUGUGGACCCACCAGCUGCUUGGGGGAGGAGGCUUCCUUCUUGUCCCCUGUGUCUCCUGCAAGCUCUGUCCACUUCCGCCCUGGCCCUGGGCCCAGUGGUUGCCUUGUGCCUCCCAGGACCUGGUGUGGGAUGGGAGAACUCUGUUGAGACCCUCCAGGAGCACGAAACAGAUGCCAACCGAGAGGGCCCCGAGGUACAGGAACCGGAGAAACGUCCCCUCACCCCGUCCCUCAGCCAGUGACACCAUGGGGACAGCAGGAUCGGGAGUGCAGCCCUCUUGCCGCUGGAGUGUCAGCGGGGGCCCCAGGCAGCCCAAGAGCUCAGGGAGCCAGGGCCCCCAAGGGGAGUCCUUGGACAAGGAGGCCUGGGCCUGGAGAUCCUCCAUGGUCGGUGCCGGGGCCCGGAGGUGGAGCUGGGACAAGUGUGUGGACAGGGGGGACAGCUGGUCCCCACGAGUGGCUCUAGGCCGGGAUUCUGGCUCUUCCAGGUGGCUCCCGCUGAGGCAGCGGUCUCUGGGGGAUCCCCCAGCUGAAGGAGGCUGGCAGGAGUAGGCAAGAGAGCCCCCUGCCCAGUCCAGGCAGGGAGCUGAGUCCCAGUGCCGGGGGACUGUGGCCUGGGCUGAUCUUGAGCCUCAGCUGGACAUGAGGGCCAUGAGAAUAAAGCUGAACUGCAGCCUUCUGA